AUGGGUUUGAAUUCAUCACCUAUUGAAUGUUUGGUGUUCAUUGCCAUUUUACUUUGCAUUACUAAAUGCUAUGCCCAAAAUGUGUUCAAUAUCAUGCAAUUUGGUGCAAGAAAUGAUGGACGAACGGAUAGCACUCAGGCAUUAAGUAAGGCAUGGAGCGAAGCUUGUUCGCAUGAUGGAGGUGGUGUAGUUUUAGUACCAGAUGGGAGGUUUCUAAUUUUUUCGUUGGUGCUUAAAGGUCCAUGCAAAGGAUCCAUUGGUCUACGAAUUAAUGGCGAAUUGUUGGCUCCUAUCGAUCCAAAUUUUGCCAUUGGCCAAAUCUGGCUGAGUAUCUAUGAAGUCGACAACUUAUUUGUCGACGGUUAUGGCAGCUUGAACGGUCGCGGUUCUUUAGCUUGGUCUAUCAAAAAGUUUAACCGUCCAAUUUCUAUGAAACUCUCUAAAAUCAACCAUGCGAGAAUUACGGGUAUAACAUCGUACAAUAGCAAAAACUUCCAUUUUAGUGUGCAUGGAUGUAAUGAUGUCACGUUUGAUCACAUUAGAACAAUGGCUCCAAAAGAUAGCCCCAACACAGAUGGAAUCCACAUUUCCAAGUCAAGUGGUAUCAACAUUAUGCAUUCAAGAUUCGACACGGGAGACGAUUGUAUCUCUUUGGGCCCUGGAAGUAGAUUCAUCAACAUAACAAACAUCUAUUGUGGUCCAGGUCACGGAAUCAGCAUCGGCAGCCUUGGAAAAUACCCAAAUGAGGAAGAUGUCUCUGAUGUUAUAGUAAGAGACUCUACAUUUGUUGGUACAGACAACGGUGUGAGGAUCAAAACAUGGUCGUCUUCACUUCCUAGUUCUGUUACCAAGAUCACUUUUCUCAAUCUCGAAAUGAAGGACGUAAAAAACCCUAUCGUCAUUGAUCAAAAUUAUUGCCUUGACUGCCAGAGAGAUCAAAUGAGUAACUCAAGAGUGAAGAUUCGAGACGUGAGAUAUGAAAAUAUACGGGGGACUUCAGCAACCCAAGUGGCCGUAAAUUUUGAAUGCAGCCACGUUUUACCAUGCGAAGACAUAGUGUUGGGUAACAUUAACCUCCCCUUCAAGGGUGCUGGCCAACCAACUUCUAUUUGUAAUAAUGUGAAGGGCCAUGCUUUUGGCAAACAAUUUCCAAACUCUUGCCUUUAA
This is a messenger RNA of Cucurbita pepo subsp. pepo (vegetable marrow), 1167 nucleotides long. RefSeq names its product exopolygalacturonase-like. Gene Ontology annotation, biological process: carbohydrate metabolic process. NCBI's taxonomy places the organism in Eukaryota, Viridiplantae, Streptophyta, Magnoliopsida, Cucurbitales, Cucurbitaceae. The record is from RefSeq and is a predicted model, not a curated record. Gene Ontology annotation, molecular function: polygalacturonase activity.